This is a messenger RNA of Trichomycterus rosablanca, 5561 nucleotides long. Its product is annotated as inactive rhomboid protein 2-like. The transcript has 18 exons. Gene Ontology annotation, cellular component: endoplasmic reticulum membrane. Gene Ontology annotation, biological process: regulation of epidermal growth factor receptor signaling pathway; regulation of protein secretion. The record is from RefSeq and is a predicted model, not a curated record. Gene Ontology annotation, molecular function: serine-type endopeptidase activity. NCBI's taxonomy places the organism in Eukaryota, Metazoa, Chordata, Actinopteri, Siluriformes, Trichomycteridae. Bases 147 to 2597 code for a protein of 816 amino acids.
UCUCCCUCUUUGCAUCACGACUGUACAGAGAUAUCUCCUCUCGUCCUCUAGAUCUGAGGGUGGGUGCUUGAUCACAGAGGAACAGGAGGGAAUGAAGAGCUAACAGACGUGACGGCAGCUUGGAGUGAGAAACAGGCGUGGGCGAGAUGGCAUCCAAGGACGGGGAGGAACCGAAUGGGAGCAGUGGCCAAUUUGACAGCAGACUGAAGAACAAGAAGCCUCCCAGCUUGGUGAUUGCAAUCCCUUCUUCUGAGGAUGAGGAGAAGGCCGUAGCAGGCACUCGGCUGUUGCGGUCGUCUUUAAAGAAGAGUGUUAGCAUGCAGCAGUCAAACGAGGCAUUGUCAGACAGUGGGGGCAAUGAGAGGAGAGCGACCUUUCGCAGACAGACGUCUCUUUCUCAGAGUAUACGCAGGGGCACAGCUCAGUGGUUCGGUGUGGGUACGGACUCUGAGAGUCAGCAGCAGUUAUGGCAGAGGAAGAGUCUUCGGCACUGUAGUCAACGAUAUGGUAAACUGAAAGCUCAGUACAGAGACGCACAUGAUGCGGCGAGCCCAGAGCACACCCUCGACUCACCCGCUUCCCACAAGAUGCCAAAGAUUGUGGACCCUCUUGCACGUGGACGUCAGUUCCGUUAUGACGACGCAGAUCGACCCAGGACGCCCCACACUGCCCAUGCCCCACCCCCUCUGACCCCUGGUGUCUCUUCCCUCAGCUCUUUUACCAGCCAGCGGUCGGCCUACACGCGCUUUCCUCGCAGGAAAAGAGAGAGUGUGGCUCGCAUGAGCAUCCGUGCAGCCUCCAACCUGAUCAGGGGUCGUCCGGGACUUCACGGUACUCCGGCGGCUCGGAGUUUCCCCCGGAGGAGUUUUGCUCGGCACAGCUGGAUGGAGGAGGACACGGGGGACACAACCGACAAUUCUGACUCUGUAUUCUUUAGCAAGGUGGAUGCUCAUGAUGACUUUUACUCUAUAACUGAUGAUGUAUUUGAGUCCCCACCCUUGUCUGCGUCUCUGGCUAUGGGCGGUCCACAUGACGAUGCUGCUCGCUACCCCAGGUUUAAGGAAAUGAGCCGAACUCCAGCCGCAGCAGCAAGCCCCAUCCCUCGGCGUGGAGCCCGUAUCGCAUCCCAAGUCAAACACUUUGCCUUUGAUAAGCACAAGCGAGAAUUCGGCAAGGGUGUGGUGGGGAAGUGGCUGGACCGUCACUACAGACGCAGCCUGAGCAGCCAAGUCCAAAAACAGCUGAAUGACUUUCACAGUCACAGGCCGUAUUUUACCUACUGGAUCACAUUUGUUCACAUUGUCAUCACCUUGCUGACAUGCUGUACAUACGGCUUUGCUCCAGUCGGCUUUGCCCAGCUCACUGUCACUCAGCUGGUCCUAAAAAACAAAGGGGUGUAUGAGAGUGUGAAGUACGUACAGCAGCAGAAUUUCUGGAUCGGUCCAGCAUCAGUAGAUCUGAUCCACUUGGGGGCGAAGUUUGCUCCCUGUAUCAGACGACACAUAAAGAUAGCAGAAAGGUUGCAGAUUGACAGAGACGAAGAGAAGGAGUCUGGCUGCUGUGUCCAGAACGACAACUCGGGUUGUGUACAGACUCUCAGAAAAGGCUGCUCGGAGACACUGGCCACCUUUAUUAAGUGGAAUAAGACGGAUGUAGAUAAUAAACGUUCAUCAGGAGCUGUGUGCCAUCAGGAUCCCAGAACGUGUCAGGAACCUGCAUCAGCCGAGCCUCAUGUUUGGCCUGAUGACAUUACACAGUGGCCGAUCUGUACAGAUCAAGGUGCCUCAAACCAUACUGGGCUCCGGCACAUGGACUGUACCAUCAGAGGUCGCCCGUGCUGCAUUGGCACACGAGGGAGGUGUGAGAUAGCUACGAGAGAGUACUGUGAGUUUAUGCAUGGUUAUUUCCAUGAAGAAGCAACACUUUGCUCACAGGUUCAUUGUCUGGAUCAAGUUUGUGGGCUGCUGCCGUUUCUGAACCCGGAUAUUCCAGACCAGUUCUACCGUCUCUGGCUCUCGCUUUUUCUGCAUGCAGGCCUCCUGCACUGCCUGGUGUCCGUAGUGUUCCAGAUGACUAUUCUGAGGGACCUGGAGAAACUGGCCGGCUGGUUGCGCAUCUCCAUAAUCUACAUUUUUAGUGGCAUCACUGGGAACCUGGCCAGUGCCCUCUUCCUGCCGUACAAAGCAGAGGUGGGUCCAGCUGGUUCUCAGUUUGGCCUGUUGGCGUGUCUGUUCGUGGAGCUGUUUCAAGGUUGGCAGAUAUUGGAGAAACCAUGGAAAGCUUUCUCCAAGUUGCUCGGCCUCGUCCUCUUCCUCUUCCUGUGCGGCCUGCUGCCCUGGAUCGACAACAUCGCCCACAUCUUCGGCUUCCUCAGUGGCCUGCUGCUUUCCUUCGCCUUCCUGCCCUACAUCACGUUUGGCAUGUUGGACAAGUACAGAAAACGAGUGCUAAUCAUCUUUUCGUUGAUCAUAUACACCGGCUUGUUCUCCUCACUCAUUGUCUGGUUCUACAUCUACCCCAUCAACUGGCGCUGGCUGGAGUAUUUUACCUGCAUCCCUUUCACCAGCAAGUUCUGUGAGCGCUAUGAUAUCGACUAAUCAUUGAGGGACUGAUUAACCAGCUAGCCCUUCAGCUAGCACCAAAUCUCAAGCACUGAAGUACAGACCAGGUGGUGUAUCAGUGUGCUAAUGACUUGGAUACCUAGCAUGCAAGGAACUACAUAAAUGACCACAGCUUGCACUAUCAUGUAAGGAUAAGUGGCCAUAGCAAGCACAACCAAGGACUGCAACAGGAGUCUCACCUACGCUGCAAUGCAUUAUCAGACAUGGUUAUACGGGUUUUAGGUGCAGUAUCUGAUAUCUACUAUUCAGCAUUAUUUUUUGACACUAAAUAUUACUUCAGGGUAAAAGUUAUCCCAGUUGACUGUGUUACAAACCUGCACUAACACCUUGUAUGACAAAGUGACCCUGAUCUUAAAACCUUCAUGUUUUCUGUGGAACCCCCUACUCCCUGUUAUUCUUUAUACUAUCCCUUAUCCUACCUAGCGUUUGGUUUCUUCUACUACUGCCAAAAAUGCUUGAAGCCUCAAUUUAGCCGAGUAUAUUCACAUUGGCAGCUCAAAUCUGGCAAAAUGGUUCCUUUGGUGCCAUUCUCACAAUGUUGAGCUAGCUAGAUAAUGUUGAGUUUCUACAUGGACUUUAUAUCAGAUAUCAGCCAUAAAUAUGCAUGUUUAUUAGCUUUUUAGUUAAGUUAUUGAAACUAGCUUUCAUUAAGUUGAAUCCUUAGGAAUUUGUAUUGUCAUUCAACUUGGUAUAAUUUCCUAAUUUCUCAUUAAUAGCCUUUCACAAGGCAGGUACAUCACUUGGGAGUCUUUUCAAAGCAACUUCAGGUCCUCAGGAAAGAAAGUUUUGACUGGAUGAUCAGACGUAGUCCAGAUGUAGUCCAAAACCACCAGAAAUAGCUCUGCCAUGAAUUAAAGGCUGCAAUUCCAUAGACCUAGGCUGGAGGGCUAAGUGGGUAGCACUGUCGCCUCACAGCAAGAAGGUCCCGGGUUCGAUCCCCAGGUGGGGCGGUCCGGACACAGUCCUUUCUGUGUGGAGUUUGCAUGUUCUCCCCGUGUCCGUGUGGGUGCUCCGGUUUCCUCCCACAGUCCAAGGACAGUGGUAGCCUAGUGGGUAGAGCUUUAGGCUAUCAACCGGAAGAUUGGCGGUUCAAAUCCAGGCUCUGCUAUGCAGCCACUGUUGGGUCCUUGAGCAAGGCCCUUAACCCUGUCUGCUCCAGGGGCGCCGUACAAUGGCUGACCCUGCGCUCUGACCCCAGCUUCCAAAAACAAGCUGGGAUAUGCAAAGAAAGAAUUUCAUUGUACUGUAUAUGUAUAUAUGACAAAGUACAUCUUCUCUUCUUCAAAGACAUGCAAGUGAGGUGAAUUGGAGAUACGAAAUUGUCCACAACUGUGUUCGUUAUAACCUUGUGUAAUGAGUAACUACCGUUCCUGUCAUGAAUGUAACCAAAGUGUAAAACAUGACGUUAAAACCCUAUUAAACAAAUAAUAAACAACUUAGGCUGGAGUGCUAAAAAGCCACUGCUCCAAAUUUAGCACCUAAAAGCUUGGCUGAAGGUUGUUACUGAUCAUAUGCAUGAAAAAUCAUGAAACCGCAGCUUGUUUUUUGCACGCCCGCUAAUAGGACAGCCUUGGCAAAGACCCCAGAUUUGUGCACUUUUGAAUUGGUUUAGUUAAACUAGUCCUAUUUAUGUGGGUGCAGAAAAGUAAUCAGCUAUAGUCAAUCAUGAUCACUUUGGAAUGAGGUGGCCUAGAAAAAUUGCUGUAUUUAUAUUUUUGAUCCUGCAUAUGUUUAGAACAACUCAUAAACAAUAAAAUAACACUUACGUUUUUUAUUAUUUAUUUUUUGCCUGAUUACUGUUAUACAUCGUUUAACCUGGUAUAUCACAUCUCUGACUGAUGUACAUUUUUAUUAUAGUAUGUAUAGUAUGUAUGGACAUUUUAUUACACUUGAUAAUCUUUUUUCCUUAUCAAAGUAAAUAAUGUGUCUAAUAACGGUACAAUCGUAAACCAGCUGUUUAAUGUGCCUUGAUGACUUUCACCAUGACAUGUAGACAUUAACAUUGUAAGCAUUAUAAACAGUUCUAGAAAGAUCUGAAUGAUUCUUGAACAUUCUGAAUGGCUCUAGAAGGAUUUGAACUGUUCCGGAACAUUUUCUAAUUUUAAAAAGACUAAUUCUGCUAGAAAAAUCUUAUCAGUUCUAGAACAUUCUUAAAGACUCCACUUUUUGACAAUCUGAAGGUUGUCAAAUUCUGAAUUGCAUUAAUAUAAGAAACUCUGGUCUCUGUGUGUGUGCCAGGUUCAUGGAAGAACACGUCGACUAAAAAGAAUUCAUUAUUAAAUUAUCCCAGAAGAAUUUCAGUAAUCUAAUCAGUUUUUAGCACAUUCACUUAAGCUGGUUUAGCAUUGGAUGUCUGGAAACAGUCUUUUGAUGGGGAAGGGAUGCAAGGUGCUUUAUUUGAGUACUGAUUAUUGAAAGUUCUAGAGGUAAUGGCAGAAUCUGAUCUUGCCAUAAAAUGAUUGAUGAUCCACUGUCUGCAUUUCAUCUAACCUGAAUGUAUUGUUUUAUACUUUUGUAUAUUUUUAAAUCAAACUGUGCCAUAUCUGUAUAUUUCUGGUUGAUUUGCUCUGUGUGUUUUUACAUUGACAUUUACUGUGCCUUAUAAUUAAGAGGAUAAAAGAAUCUGAAUCAAAACUGUCAGAAUGUGUAAAAAUGGAAUUGAUUUAAAUAUAUCUGUACUUGAUCACUGGUAUGAUUAAAAUGAUAAAAGUGUUUUAUAAGGCAAUCCUAACAGCGGUUUAUUUUCAAUACAGUAAUUCCUUGCUUUAUGGUGUUUCUUGCCUAUGAAGAUCAUUGUGCCUUUAUAAAAAUAUCUGAGUGUUUUUCUAGUAAAAUCUGUAAUUAAAACAUUAAUGUGUCUGUUUAUUAAUGAUGUAACAUGGUUACAUGCACAUACACUAAUCAGCCAUAACAUUAAAACCACAUCCUUGUUUCUACACA